This is a messenger RNA of Blumeria graminis f. sp. triticale, 2013 nucleotides long. NCBI's taxonomy places the organism in Eukaryota, Fungi, Ascomycota, Leotiomycetes, Helotiales, Erysiphaceae. The record is from the annotation of a GenBank genome assembly.
AUGCCCUCAUCAGAAGCUACCCCACCUGAUUCAUCUCAAAGCGGCGGUGGCAUUAGUCCAGCCAUAAAGUCAAUAGUUCAAGGACUAUUGUUGUUCUUUGGUACACAGUUUGUUAUUGGAAAAUUCUUUGGACCCAAUUCUAGCACACCAGCAACAACUAGUAUUCCUACAGACAAUGAUUAUCCAAAAAUUUCUACCGAGAAUCCAUCUUACUUAGCAAAAUCAUCAUCGACGGGUGGUGAGCGAAAUAGUCUGGUGCCUCAGAAAAUUUCACCCAUCUGGCCAGAAACAUCAUACCUGGACAUACUUAUUACAGUAUCCCCUACCUUCGCUCUCAAACCAAUUUCCGAGACUCUCCAAGAAAGAAUAGUAUUGAAUCAAACUGCCUUUCAUCUCGGCGACUUCGCCGAAGAAAGAGUUAUUGAUGGCUCUUUCAAAGUUCCCAGAGAGAUACAAGACAAUGGCACGCUGUGGGGCCAUUUUUACAUUGGUCUAAGCGGUGAACAACUUGACCCACUAGCGACGGAUUACAAGACAGACCGAUCUUACCACUUUACCUGGCCAUUGACUCAUUAUCUUCCUCAUAAAAAGGCUAAGAAGACGAAGAAUCUCCUUGCCUCUACCAAUCAUGAUGAAGGUAACGAGCAUGAAACUUCGCCCCCAUCGGACAGACCUAUCAUAACUUCCCACUACCAUCCGAAUUUCACAAUGUCAUUCAUACCCGAUACGGGAAUAGCAAACUUUCCAAGUCUUCACCCAGCCAUGAGGCAGUAUUUUCAUUUGGAGAGAAGCGGUGCUCGAGAUGAAACUGGUCAGAAUGGGUGGUAUUAUCCUGUGCUAUUUGUUAACACGUUCUGGCAACUAAGGAGCCAGAUGAUACCUCUAAACUCUACUGUUGACCAGAUUCCUAUACAGAUUAAAUUGAAUAACAUGCAAAACUGGAAGUUUAGUAUUAUCUCUAGUAUUGACGAGGGUGCAAAGCAAACUACAAGAGCAGCUGCUCAAGGCUCUUCCAUGCCUGGAGGCGGGGACGGAAGUGAAUUCGAAAUGAUAAAAGAAGUGAUACUACAAACAAAUCCUUACCUUCUAGGGACAACUGUCAUAGUGAGCAUCCUCCAUAUGAUAUUUGAAAUGCUUGCGUUCAAAUCCGACAUAAGUCAUUACCGGAACAAGAAAAACAACGUCGGAAUCUCAGUCCGCUCGAUACUUGGAAAUGUAUUUAUGCAGAGUGUAAUUUUACUGUAUCUUCUAGACAAUAACGAAAACACUAGCUGGAUGAUUCUGUUCUCUCAGGGUAUGGGCAUUCUACUGGAAUUUUGGAAGAUAACAACUAUCGUCAAUAUUCGUAUCCGACCUUCGAACAACCUUGUGGGUUACGGAUUGUCGUUCGAAGAUAAGCACACACUAUCUGAAACAGAAGAAAAGACCAAAGAAUUUGACGCCAUUGCAUUCAAGUAUCUUUACAUGAUUGCAGUCCCUCUGCUUUUAGCAUACGCAGCAUAUUCUCUUACCUAUGAAACCCACAAAUCUUGGUAUUCAUUCACCAUUACCACUCUUGUUGGCUCUGUUUAUGCCUACGGAUUUCUAAUGAUGGUUCCCUCACUUUAUAUAAACUAUCGACUCAAGUCAGUGGCUCACAUGCCCGCAAGAGCGAUGACUUAUAAAUUCUUGAACACAUUCAUCGAUGACUUGUUCGCGUUCACCAUCAAAAUGCCAACUCUUCAUAGGCUUGCUACUCUAAGAGAUGACUUGAUAUUCUUUGUAUACUUAUAUCAAAGUUGGAAAUACAGAGUCGAUUACAUGCGGGUCAACGAGUUUGGACAGGGAGGUGACGAAGAUCAAAAGGAUUCCGAGCCCAAAACUGAUGAGGCAUUAAAAGAUUCUCCAUGUGCCAGUGCAAAUACACAAGUUGAAGCUAGUAAUUUAUCAAACCAAACUGACAGAAUAAUAGAUGAUGGGAAGGUAAUCACUUCUGGAUCUCUAAAGAAGCAAGGAGCUAGGAAACGGACAUAG